CUUCCUUCCUUCUCGAGCUUUAAUUUCUUCUUCGUCUUCCAAAUUCCUCCAAUCCUCCGCCAUCGGAGCUCGUCGUCGCCUCCUCACUGUAAAUAAAUCGCUGCCUUCUUUGGAUCAACAUCUCAAGGGAGGAAGCUUCCUUUUUAAUACAUGCGUCAUGGACGCCAACAGUACCUUCGAUUCUGAUUUGAUUCACGCCAUUUUCAAGCACAUUUGGGCCCGAAGGUUUCGCGAAAGGGAGAGGAGCGAUGCCAUUGAUGCUACUGAAGCUGAGGUUGCUCUGGGAACAACUAAGAAGAACAGACUUGCUUCUGCUAACGCAAAUGCUUUAAAGCUCAGCUGUGAACUUCUCAAGAGUUUUGUCUCAGAGGCUGUGCAGCGAGCUGCUAUAAUCGCUGAAGCUGAGGGAAUGGAAAAGAUUGAAGCUACUCAUUUAGAGAGGAUUCUUCCCCAGCUUCUUUUGGACUUUUAAAGCUAGUCCCAAGCACUGGCUUUGUUGGCAACUUGAAAUUAUCGCCACUCUCAUUAUCGUGAUCAAAUGCGUACUCUUCUCUCCAGCUAGUCUCAAGCACUGACUUUGGUGAAGAAUUUAAAGGACUAGCUUCAUACCAAGGUUUCGACACUUCGAAAGCACUAGAAAACGUAGGAGUUCCUUCUCUUACAAAAAAUAACAUAUACGCAUUUGUUGAUAGAACAUCAUCUUCGCUGAUUCUUGUGACCUGCCAAGAAAAACUUGCAUUUAUUUAACACCCUUCAGAGA
Molecule: messenger RNA, 760 nt
Organism: Camelina sativa (false flax)
Lineage: Eukaryota; Viridiplantae; Streptophyta; Magnoliopsida; Brassicales; Brassicaceae
Product: protein MHF2 homolog
Biological process (GO): DNA repair; kinetochore assembly; resolution of meiotic recombination intermediates
Cellular component (GO): FANCM-MHF complex
Source: RefSeq, a predicted model, not a curated record